Portunus trituberculatus (swimming crab) is the source of this 653-nucleotide messenger RNA. RefSeq lists its product as uncharacterized. Lineage: Eukaryota; Metazoa; Arthropoda; Malacostraca; Decapoda; Portunidae. The coding region runs from base 95 to 628 and encodes 177 amino acids. The record is from RefSeq and is a predicted model, not a curated record. The transcript is spliced from 2 exons.
CGACCAGUGCUGGGGGGAUUCGGUUCUCAAGAUUUCAUAGAGGUUCAGGGGCGACUGCAAGACUCCCUGCAAACAACUACAGGAAUAAUUCAUCAUGCAAUCGAGUUAUGAGCAGCGAAACUUUCGGCCAACGGGCCUCGGUGAACGUGCCCGGCUGGUGUGGCUGUGGGUGGCGGGCUGCUCCGUCCACAACAUUGCCGUUAUUACGGGCACCAGUGUCACCACAGUAUAUAGGUGGAUUCGGCGGUGGCAGCGGGAGGGUCACGUCAACAGCAGGCCGAGAAGUGGGCGGCGGAGGUUGGGGAAGAGCAGGAGUAAUGCCACAACACAGAUGAAACAGAUGUUUUCCACACAGUCUUCGUGGCUCAAGCCGGCCACCACGCACAGCACUCCUCCUCAACGUGACCCGUGUGAUUUCCACGUGCAACAAACAGCAGGGUGGUCUGUCAAGCCACUCACUGGACGGAGGACAAGCUGGCGGGAGGAACACAGGAUAGAUGGAAUGCCAAGCUUCGACUUUCUUGAGCCCAUAGAGUCGUCACGCUCACAACCUCCACACGACCUUCACCAACACCAGCUGUUGACUGGUUCAGGCGACGCCUCCAGCUUAACACGACCGUGGCGCUGAAUGAAACUUUUUCUGCGCUAAAAUA